AUGACAGGACAUUAUUUUUUUGACAACAAACCCCUUACUCUGAAACCAUGGGAUCCUGAUAUGGAUAUGGAUAAACCAGAGCUUCAAUCUGUACCAAUAUGGGUGCAAUUGAAGUUAAACUUUAAGUAUUGGGGUGAGAAGGCAACAUUUAAGAUUGUGGCACAAUUAGGGAAGCCAAUCAGGAGGGACCAGGCUACAAUUUGUAGAGACAAAUUGCAGUUUUCUAGGGUAAUGGUGGAUGUGCCAUUGUCACAAGACUUACCUGACUACAUCUCUUUUAGAGAUGAGAAUGGAGUAAUGGUGAGAGUUGCUCUAUUCUAUGAAUGGAGGCCAACAAUGUGCACACAGUGCAAGAUGUUUGGUCACUUACAGGCUGAGUGUAGACAAGGUAUGAAGAGGGUUUGGGUCAAUAAGAUCACUAAAUCUUCACAACCUGAUCCAGCACCAAUCAUUGAACAUGUGGCUAGCCCUAUUGUGGAUCAAGAGGGAUUUCAGAGAUCUCUGGAGCCAAUAAGGGUGAGAGUUGAAUCAGAGGUUCCAGUUAGGAUAUCUAAUGCAUUUCAGAUGUUGGAUGCCCCAAUAAUUGAUAAUGCAGACUUGGUAGGAGGACAGGUUCAGGGGAAUGAACAAAGUAGAGUUUUAACUGGAGAUGGGAACUCUUCCAACUCUAAUGGAUAG
Spinacia oleracea (spinach) is the source of this 678-nucleotide messenger RNA. RefSeq lists its product as uncharacterized. Bases 1 to 678 code for a protein of 225 amino acids. Lineage: Eukaryota; Viridiplantae; Streptophyta; Magnoliopsida; Caryophyllales; Amaranthaceae. The record is from RefSeq and is a predicted model, not a curated record. The transcript has a single exon.